Cercopithifilaria johnstoni is the source of this 789-nucleotide messenger RNA. The record is from the annotation of a GenBank genome assembly. NCBI's taxonomy places the organism in Eukaryota, Metazoa, Nematoda, Chromadorea, Rhabditida, Onchocercidae.
AUGUCUACACCAGUUGGAAAUGAAGCCGUUGACAGGGAUAGCGAGCGUGACACUUCUCCACCAGCAAAGGUAACGAAGUUUGAGUGGAAAGGGAUGCGUCGUCAACGAAAACAUUUGGAUACGGUAUGCUCGCAAGGAUCUGAACGAUCAGAUGACGAUUUCUGCGCUGGUGAUGCUGGUAAACGUUCGGUGACUGAUAGCGACCAAAGCGACUCACCUGCAGCCGAAUCUGAUCGUCUCACUCCUGUCCCAAAGUUCAGAUGCGAUGAUUCUGAUUCCAGCGACGAGAUGACACGACCUGCUUCAGGUCAUGGAGAUCUGCUUAAGAAUUUGGAGAAUAUCACCGAUUCGUCGGACUCGUCACAGCGUUCGCCUGAACACACGGAAUAUGAUGAGUCGAAUGACUUGCUUGAGCAUUAUUCGAACAGUCCACCGAAUGUUCCCGAGCUACCUGAAUCUAGCGAAGAAGCUAAGACGCCGUGUUUUUCACAGGCAGAUCGUGUCGCCACCUUGCGUAAGCGAAUGGCAGUUUAUUCCCCAAGCGAUAGCAUUUUGUCACCUUGCACAAUGAAACUCAACCGACCGAAGAAUUUCUUCCGCAUGCGACAGGCUAAAGCUUCGUCGUUGUUGUCAGCUGAAGAACUGAGUGAAGAAAAUGAUGGGGUUGAAAUGGAAGAUACUACCACUGUUGAAGUGGGUACACCUACAGAUGAUGAAGCCAAUAAAACCGGUGACGAGGAUACUACUUUUACAGAAAGCCAGGAAGGUUCUGAUCACGAUGAUUUCUAA